CAUGCCUGCCCACGGCGUCGUAUGCUUUCCGUCCAAGUCAAUAUCCACUGUCGAAUUCGCUUUCCUUGGAAACAAACAAAUGGAUGCCACCUACAUCUGAACGCUUGCCUCCACUUUUUCUUCUCUUCAUUCUUUCUCUUUCUCUUUCGUUUUAUUUUGAUUUGUAUGAAAGCUUAUUUGCUCGGAAUCUUCGAACCUUCUAGUGUUCUCUCCUCCUUCUCUGUGUUUCCUCGCUUGAUGAUGGGAAUCAGCUUUUCCUCCUUGCUUCCGGACCUGAAUGGAUCUCCGAUUGUGCCCUCGAAACCCUCUUUGGGUGAUUUGCCUGAGAGCUGCGUGGCUUUGAUUCUCGAAUAUAUGAAUCCCCCGCAGAUUUGUGAAUUGGCUAGGUUGAAUCGGACUUUCCGUGGGGCGUCCUGGGCCGAUUUUGUGUGGCAAUCGAAGUUGCCUCCCAAUUGUGAUCUUCUUGUUAAGAAAAUUUUCGAUGAUUUUCAGAGCGAUUCGGGCAAGAGAGGGAUUUACGCUCGGUUGUGCCGAAAGAAUACUCUUGAUGGAGGCUCUAAGAAAGUAUGGCUGGAUAGAAGCACCGGUAAGCUUUGUUUGUCCAUAUCAUCUAAGGGACUUUCAAUAACAGGGAUUGAUGAUCGAAGAUAUUGGAAUCAUAUCCCGACUGAAGAAUCUCGGUUCCACACUGUUGCAUAUCUUCGGCAAAUCUGGUGGUUUGAAGUUGAUGGUGAGGUAGAGUUUCCAUUUCCAGCAGGAACAUACAGCCUAUUCUUCAGACUACGUUUGGGACGAGCCUCGAAGCGACUUGGCCGAACAGUUUGCAACACUGAGCAUGUGCAUGGCUGGGACAUAAAGCCUGUACGAUUCCAGCUAUGGACUUCAUAUGGACAGUACGGUUCAUCUCAGUGUUUCCUGAAAGAGCCUGGGAAAUGGGUUUUUUACCAUGCAGGCGAUUUUGUGGUUAAGAAUGGGAAUGCAUCGACAAGAGUUAAGUUCUCUAUGACUCAGAUUGAUUGCACCCACACCAAAGGUGGUCUGUGUUUAGAUUCUGCGCUGAUAUAUCCAAGUGAGCUUAGAAAGGUUAAAGCAUUUUUAAACUGUUCUUAACCGUCUGAGUAGGAAUUCGAAUGUAAGUGUAUGAUAGAUGUGUCAAAUAGGAGAUUAGGGCGGCUUAAGGAGAGAUAGAGAAUCGAGUUUUAGAAUGGUUCUUACUAGGUGUUUACAGGAGGUGAUGUAAAAUCUACCAGUUUAGUGAAGUAAUGGUGCCUGAUGUUUAUGGUUCUGGUCUCGAGCUGUUAUUAUUUUAUCAGUUCAUCUUCAUGAAUCUUCAUUGAUAUUUUGCGUUAUCUUAAUAUUCAGGCGUCAUUAUCUACUUUAAAUUCAUAUAUUUGAAUCGUUCACCUCUGUCCCUUUCUUAAUAA
Messenger RNA from Prosopis cineraria, 1424 nucleotides. Its product is annotated as F-box protein PP2-A12-like. The record is from RefSeq and is a predicted model, not a curated record. The transcript is spliced from 3 exons. Bases 22 to 1110 code for a protein of 362 amino acids. Gene Ontology annotation, molecular function: protein binding. NCBI's taxonomy places the organism in Eukaryota, Viridiplantae, Streptophyta, Magnoliopsida, Fabales, Fabaceae.